GCAGUUUUGUUUCUGUUGAAUCGUCUUUUCUUCAGUGUGUUACAGGUCCCUAAUGCUUUUAAAUGGUAAGUACAUUAUUUAAAAAAUUAACUAUAGGUAAGUGUGAAAAAGGUAUGUAUUGUAUGUGUUCUGGUUCAAGUUCAUAUUGGUGGUUUCUGAAAGUACCGUUUGAAGCAGCAUCAUUAUGCUUUUCUGUGGUGCUUUUUUGAGGUGUCUUGUUUAGCCAUGUUCAGAGCAAUAAAACAUUUUUCUUUUGCAGGUACCUCUCUGUCAUUGGAUUUGUCAUCAACAUUAACACGUUACUGCUGAUGAUUCCUGAACUGCUCCAAGUGCAGCGGUAUGUCCUCACAUACAGGUUCAGCCAAGAUCACUUGGAGCUCCUGUUUAAUUCCAUCAGAGCGUCAGGUGGCUGGAAUAACAACCCAUCAGCAUGCCAGUUCCAGGCCAUCUUCCGCCGGCUGAUGGUUCGGUGUGGGGUUACACCCAGUGAGACUGGCAAUGUGGCAGCACAAGACAACACCGUGUCCCUGUCUGCUGUUGAAAUGUCCUCUCCUGAAUCUAAUGAAGAGCAUCCCUGUCCUUUUGCUAGGAUUUCAGCCAUUCUGGAUGACCACAGCUAUCUUCCGACCAAGUUUGGUGGUCUGGUAGAAAAUGCCUUGGUUUACAUAUCUGGAUUUGUUGUGAGGCAGAUUCUGCGUAAACUAACCUGUGACCCAUGUCGAGUCAGUUUGAUUCAAGAUGCCACACCGUCUUCAUUUGAUGAGAAUUACCAUCUUCUGACUUUGAAAAAUAAUGGCGGGUUAGUGAUUCCCUCACAAGGCGUAGUGAAGGUGGUGAGAGCUGCAGAGAGGGUGAUUCGUGGUGCUUCACCAAACCAUCCUCCUAAGCUGUCCGCCGUCACAUACAUAGUCCGUGAAGACAUUGGAACAGAAGAUGUUUUCCAGCUUGGGGAACACACUCAGGAGACACAAUUUGGCAUUGACAAUCACCAUUCUGACUUGCUGUCAUUGGUUGUGUCUGUGUUUCUGAAGAUAAGGAUGCACCACAUUGCAAAAGUCACAUGUCUUGGUUUGCAGAAAGGCAACACCAGAAAAAAGCUCUGCAAAACUGUCCUAUUUCAAGGCUAUUAGAUUGUGUAAAAAUGUAAUGAAUAUGUAAAUACUGUCACAACAGAUAAGUAUGCAUGUGUGUAUGUGUGUAUAUAUGAGAUUAUAGGAAUAUAUA
Xiphophorus couchianus (Monterrey platyfish) is the source of this 1224-nucleotide messenger RNA. RefSeq lists its product as uncharacterized. NCBI's taxonomy places the organism in Eukaryota, Metazoa, Chordata, Actinopteri, Cyprinodontiformes, Poeciliidae. The coding region runs from base 309 to 1130 and encodes 273 amino acids. The record is from RefSeq and is a predicted model, not a curated record. The transcript is spliced from 2 exons.